Molecule: messenger RNA, 2766 nt
Organism: Aaosphaeria arxii CBS 175.79
Lineage: Eukaryota; Fungi; Ascomycota; Dothideomycetes; Pleosporales
Product: TPR-like protein
Exons: 3
Coding region: 178-2616 (812 amino acids)
Biological process (GO): cell division
Molecular function (GO): protein binding
Source: RefSeq, a predicted model, not a curated record
UAACUCUUCAGUCCGAUCUCGCGCGAACCAGGAGGCCCCUUCACCGUUGAAGUAUCCCCAGGCACCUUGGUCUCGUCAACAAACAGCGUGGUCUCCGUUGCCCGCCACCACCAACCUCCAUCGCAUCCUACCAAACAUACCUCAACAUAACAUAAUACAACUCACACACUCCUCCUAAUGUCACCCUCUGCACCGGCUGGAGUCCCAGCCCAGUUACGACACCUAAUUUAUUACCACCUCGACAACGGUUACCUCGAGAAUGCGCUCUUCUUCGCCGGGCGUCUACACGCUCUUGAACCCCGAAGUCACGACGCCGCACACCUGCUCGCCCUCUGUAAUCUAAAACUCGGCCGGAACAAAGCUGCAUUCGAUUACGCGAAACCCAAGGGGACUUCCCAUCAACAUCUGGGAUGCGCGUACGUAUUUGCGCAGGCGUGCUUAGCAUUAGAGAGAUUCGAUGCGGGAACCACAGCGCUGGAAAAGUCGCGUGGACUGUGGGCUACGAAGAACCAUUGGAACAAGCAUUCUGAUUCCGCGAGGAUACAUCUCCCUGAUGCUGCAGCUUGCUACUGCUUGCUCGGGAAGUUAUGGCAAGCCCACGGCGACACCAAAAAGGCGGUCGAUAAUUACAUCGAAUCUUUAAAGUUGAAUCCAUGCAUGUGGGAUGCUUUUACGGCACUAUGCGAUAUGGGCACGGCUGUUCGACCCGUCAACAUCUUCAAAGUAACGCCAGAAAUUCUUGCAUCGCUGACCACCUCUCUGUCUGCUGGACAAUCUAGUCACAACUCUAUGCCACAAGAAGCACCUGACACGCGGAAUCCGUUUGUCUCGACUCCAGACAAUGAUCCGUUCAAUCCGCGUACUGGAGGCGAUAUUGGGCUGAACCUGGGUGGCGCUAACCUCCUAUCCAGAUUGAAUGGCAUGACGAAUGGCCACGGGCACGGCUCAGCCUAUCCAGAUGUGGAUACGCCGACCUCCAACGCUCAGAAUGUCCCAGAUAAUGACAUCAUGAUGGGUGAUGCUGUAGGUCCUGUGAUGAACGAAGGUGGAGAGAUGCCUCACGCCCCGGUCAGGAAAACCAGGACGCAAGCGUACAACGCGACAGAAGAUCCGCCUAGAAUGCGGCCCAUCACAACAAGAACCAGGUUAAAGAUGGGAUCAGAGAGUUCGGAAUCGACCGAUAUCCCCAGGCCCAUAGGCCAAAACGGCCACAAGAGGACUGUGUCGGGACACUCUACACAUCAUUCGCAACAGUCACAACAGUCCAGUAUGGCCCCGUCAGAUCCAACAGCAGCGCCGCCACGGAGAAGCGUGCGACUAUUGAACCAUAUAAGACCUUCAGCUAGCCGAUUCGCGGGUGCCACUGCCAGAGAUGCUGAGAGCAAGGAGAAGCGCGACCUUAAGAAGAAAGCCACCGGAACUAAGGGCAAGACGGCGUCCACUUCUACAGCAGGUCGGGUUGUGAGUGGAAACCGGAGACCGACAGUUGACACCUCAGAACCCACAUCAAAGCCAGACCUUCGACCUUCGAGUUCUGGCUUGAUGCGCGCUCCACCCCCGAGGAUGGCUGCACCAAAAGAGCUGGCGCAAGGGAAGGACUCAAUAGAAUGGCUCCUUGAUUUGCUUCGAAAGAUUGGAACUGGGUAUUCUCAGCUAAGUCGCUACCAAUGCGUACAGGCCUUGGAGGCUUUCGCAACUGUGCCAACGCAACAACGCGAGACCCCUUGGGUACUGGCCCAGAUUGGAAAGGCACAGUACGAGCGAUGCAUGUACAGUGAAGCUGAGAAGGUGUUUCAGCGGGUACGCGAAAAGGCCCCUACAUCUCUCGAUGGCAUGGAGGUCUUCUCCAACGUACUGUGGCAGCUGAAGAAGGAGACCGAUCUUGCCUACCUUGCGCAUACUCUACUAGAGCAAGAUCGUUUAUCUCCUGAAGCAUGGUGCGCCUUGGGCAAUUCAUUCUCCCUGCAGCGGGAGCAUGACCAAGCCAUCAAAUGCUUUUCAAGGGCAACACAGUUGGAUCCCGAAUUUGCCUACGCCUUCACACUUCAGGGCCAUGAGCAUCUCGCAAACGAGGAGUUCGACAAAGCAAUGCUAGCCUACCGAUGUGCGAUCAGCGCAGACAAUCGCCACUACAACGGCUGGUAUGGCCUGGGUCAGGUGUUUGAAAAAAUGGGCAAAUACGAUGUCGCCGAGAAGCACUUCAGGGCCGCAGCACAGAUUAAUCCAACCAAUCCAUUCCUUGCGGUUAGGAUUGGAGCUGUACUUGAUCGUAUGAGGAAGACUCAGCCUGCUCUAAUGCAAUACAUGGCUGCUAUUGCCUUGGAUCCACGGUCAACCGUUGCGCGGUUCAGGAAAGCUGAGAUUCACCUCAAGCUUGGUUCGCCCUUGGAAGCUCUUAAAGACCUUGAGUAUCUCAAGGACUGUAUUCCCGAUGACGCCAACGUCCACUUCUUGCUUGGUAGAACUUACAACAUGAUUGGAGAACGUGGCAACGCAAUUCGACACUACACCAUCGCCAUGAAUCUGGACCCGAAAGCUCAAUCACUGAUCAAGGAAGCCAUGGAGAAGGUUGGAGAGGACGAUGGCGAAGGCUGGAGUAGCGACGACGAUCGUUGAGAGCUUUGACAUUCUCAUCUCUCAUAAGGAAAACAUGGCAACACCAAACUAAGCCCUAACACUGUAUCGACUUGUGGCGGGCCUUGGCCUUGAUCACAUUUCAACGCCACCCCUGACCCCUUUCACGGUCGUCUCGGCUUCAGUGAAAAG